Helianthus annuus (common sunflower) is the source of this 1436-nucleotide messenger RNA. Its product is annotated as putative clathrin assembly protein At1g25240. Gene Ontology annotation, molecular function: 1-phosphatidylinositol binding; clathrin heavy chain binding; phosphatidylinositol-4,5-bisphosphate binding. The record is from RefSeq and is a predicted model, not a curated record. Bases 253 to 1341 code for a protein of 362 amino acids. NCBI's taxonomy places the organism in Eukaryota, Viridiplantae, Streptophyta, Magnoliopsida, Asterales, Asteraceae. Gene Ontology annotation, cellular component: clathrin-coated vesicle; clathrin-coated pit. Gene Ontology annotation, biological process: clathrin-dependent endocytosis; clathrin coat assembly; vesicle budding from membrane. The transcript has a single exon.
AGAACAAAACUGAAUUAAAUAAUUGCAAAAGAGUUUAUAAUUUUAGAAAAGAAAGAAAGAAAGAAAGAAACGUUCAAACCCUUAACUUACGGUACGACCCCUAAUGACACAGUUGUCAAAGUCAACUUCAUUCUAGACCAAACAACACGCACAUUUCUGAUCAAACUUUUGACUGCAACCAACCAAACUAACCGGCCGGCACUCUGUGGUUAUAAAUAAAUUCCAACAAAAAUUCAAAUCAAAACCAACAAAAUGAAACUAUGGAAGAGAGCUUCCGGCGCGCUAAAAGACCGAACAAGUCUUCUCAGAGCCAAUUUGACUUCUCGGUCUAUGCUUCGCAACCCGAGUAUAGAAACCGCAGUCAUCAAGGCUACCUCCCAUGAUGAAUCCAUCGUCAAUUACCGCGCCACUCAACAUGUUUUCACAUGGGUGAGGAUUUCUGACGAAUGUUUGUAUCGUGUGUUGUGGGUCCUGUUUCGUAGGAUGAAGAGGACCCACAACUGGGCAGUGGUGUUGAAGGGACUCAUGCUCUUGCAUGGAGUUUUUAGUUGUAAGGUUCCCGGGAUUCAACACAUCGGACAGUUACCGUCUGAUCUGUUGAAUCUUAAAGAAAAGCGUGGAAAUGUAAACGUGUUUAUCCAUGCUUAUUAUGCUUUUCUGGAUCAGAAAUCGACCUUCAUAUCACUCCAUUCACAAGAACAGAUGAAACGUUCGGUGGCUUUUUCGGGAGACGAAACAAACGAAGAGCAGAAACGAAUGUUGAUGAUACAAGAUUUGAUUUGGUUACAAAAACUCCAAGGCUUGCUUGAUUCAUUGCUCAGGAUCCAACCGAAAUCGAGUCAAACGGUCAAUGUUCUUGUUCUUGAAGCCAUGGACUGCCUCAUGAUUGAGAUUUACGAUAUCUAUAGCCGAAUUAGCAUAGGGAUUGGAACCCUUCUCAUGAAGAUUUACCCUGUGGGAAAAAACGAGGCUGUAAUUGCCUUGCCGAUUCUGCAGAAAGCAAAAGUUCAAGGCGAAGAAAUCUCGAUGUUUUUUGAGUUUUGUAGGGAUAUCGGGGUCGGUAACACCUCCGAAUGCCCCAAAAUGGAGCAAAUUCCAGAAGAGGUUGUUCAAGAACUCAAAGACAUAAUUAGUGGAGAUUUAAAGCAACCGAGCAUCGAAAAUUUUCCAAAAGAAGAGGUGAAAUCGGUUAUAGUUGUAACCAACAAUUCAAUAUCAAGUUUGAAAACCGUAAUUACCGAUGAUUGGGAGGUUUUUGAAGAGCAGAAGAAAUCAAAUCCCGCGCUGAUUUCUCCUCCUGUGAAGAACAACACCACUUUGCCAGAUCUGAUUAGCCUUUAAUUGUUCUCAUAUGUAUGACAGAACUUACACAGUUUGUUAGUAAAUAACUCCUAGAUAACAAUUAUGGAAUAAAAACAUUAUGAAACAUAAUCUAA